AUGCCUUCUCCACGCCGGGUACGCCUAUUGAUCCUGGCGACUAUCGGAACUUUUAUCUUUAUACUCUUCUACACCUCGGGCUUCGACGCGCAUCACGAUGCCGAGACAUACACCGGCCAGGAGUUUAUCAAGAAGACCCAAAAUGCCAUGAGCGCGAACGAAGCGCCUGCGCCUGUCGUCGACUUUGCAACAGGAGAAAAGGCCGGACAACCUCACCACGACAAGGAUGGAGACGGAGAUAUCGACGAAGAUGACAAGGAGCUAGCUUCUCAGAUGCAGGAGCGCCUCAAGGCUGCUGAGGCCGAGGCAAAGGGCAAGGCGAACGAGAAGGGAGGUCUACGGCCCGACCCUCCCAAGAAGGUCGUGGGAGUGGGAAGCUCUGCGGAAGGUCAGAACAAGGACAAGAUCGUCAAGCCGGCCGCUGGGGAACAGGGUGCUGCUGCUGCUGCUGAAAAGAAGCCCGAGACCGAGACAAGGAGCAAGGAGGCCAUUGAGGCUCGCGCAGAGCUCGACUCCAUCCUUAAGAAGUCUCCUGUCAUCAUUUUCUCAAAGACCUACUGUCCCUUCUCGAAGCGUGCCAAGAGCAUAUUGAUUGAAAAGUACAAUAUUACACCCGAACCCUACGUGGUUGAACUUGACACCCAUCUCCAAGGGCAGGCUUUGCAAGACCAGCUGCUUGAGACGACCGGCCGAAGGACCGUGCCCAAUAUUAUGGUCAACGGGGUGAGCCUGGGAGGCGCCGACGAUAUAACCGAGAUGGACGCGGCAGGCAAGCUUGUUGGGAAGAUCGUUGACCUCGGAAACAAGCGUGUCGAGAUGUUGGAACGAACCAAGUAA
Molecule: messenger RNA, 837 nt
Organism: Fusarium sp. VM40
Lineage: Eukaryota; Fungi; Ascomycota; Sordariomycetes; Hypocreales; Nectriaceae
Source: the annotation of a GenBank genome assembly